Molecule: messenger RNA, 2313 nt
Organism: Hemiscyllium ocellatum (epaulette shark)
Lineage: Eukaryota; Metazoa; Chordata; Chondrichthyes; Orectolobiformes; Hemiscylliidae
Product: ATP-sensitive inward rectifier potassium channel 8-like
Exons: 1
Coding region: 667-1893 (408 amino acids)
Biological process (GO): regulation of monoatomic ion transmembrane transport; potassium ion import across plasma membrane
Cellular component (GO): plasma membrane
Molecular function (GO): ATP-activated inward rectifier potassium channel activity
Source: RefSeq, a predicted model, not a curated record
CUAAUCGGGCAGCAUCUGCGGAGAUGAAUCAGCGUCGAGUGACCCUUAGCUAGGAAAAUGUGUUCUACUUAGCAGCUCGAAGACAGAAGUGCCAAUCUCUCUCUCGCCUAGAAACCAAUUCAAGUGCCCAGCUCUGCUUCUAUACCGAGGAUCAGCAGUGCCACACUCUCCCAGACACCGCUACAACUGGUCUGCUCAGCAAAGUGGGUUCAGGAGUGUCACACUCUCUCUCCGUCUGAGUCUCCGACAAGGUCAGACUGUCUACAAAGGACCAGGAGUGAGUUCCUCUCUCUCUCUCUCAGACACCAACACUGAGUGGUCUACUUCACAACCGGGGGAACUGAAGUGCCAAUCUCUCUCGCCCUGACACCACUAAAGUGCCUGCCACACUCUCUCACAGACAUCAGGGCAAACUCUACCCGUCUGCACAGGACCAGGAGUGAGCUGCUCUCUCCUAGACACCAAGACUGAGUGUUCUGCUUAGUAACUGGAGGACAGAAGUGCCCAUCCCUGUCUCUCUCUCUCUCUCUCGCCCAGAUCCCACGACAAAAGGCCAAACCCAAGUCAGACUCAGGAGCGCCAGUGUCUGCGGUCUGCCCUCGCCCCCAGCCCAGCCCAGCCCAGCGCAGGGUGCCUGGUGGGUAAGGCCAGGACUAUGCGGCCACAAUGUUGGCCAGGAAGAGCAUCAUCCCGGAGGAGUACGUGCUGGCCCGGAUCGCCGCCGAGAACGUGCGGCGUCAGCCCCGGUACACGGCGCGGCCCCGCCAGGCUCGCUUCAUCGCCAAGAACGGCUCGUGUAACGCGGCGCACAAGAACAUCCGAGAGCAGGGCCGCUUCCUGCAGGAUGUCUUCACCACCCUGGUGGACCUCAAAUGGCGCUACACCCUGUUCAUCUUCACCAUGUCGUUCCUGUGCAGCUGGCUCCUCUUCGCCAUGAUGUGGUGGCUGCUGGCGUUCGCUCACGGAGACCUGGACCCCCGGCGGCCGGGCACCGCCUUGGAGCCGUGUGUCACCAAAGUGCGAUCCUUCAGCUCCGCCUUCCUGUUCUCCAUCGAGGUGCAGGUCACCAUCGGCUUCGGCGGCCGCAUGAUCACCGAGGAGUGUGCGAGUGCCAUCGCCGGCCUGAUCGUGCAGAACAUCUCGGGGCUGAUCAUCAACGCGGUCAUGUUGGGCUGUAUCUUCAUGAAGACGGCGCAAGCUCACCGCCGGGCGGAGACCCUCAUCUUCAGCCGGCACGCCGUCAUCUGCCUGAGGAACGGCCGCCUGUGCUUCAUGUUCAGGGUGGGCGACCUCCGCAAGAGCAUGAUCAUCAGCGCCUCGGUCAGGAUGCAAGUGGUCCGCAGGAGUACCACCGCCGAGGGCGAGCUGCUGCCGCUGCACCAGAUCGAUAUCCCGGUGGACAACCCCCUGGGCAGCGGCAGCAUCUUCCUGGUGGCUCCGCUCACCAUCAGCCACGUGGUGGACCGCCGCAGCCCGCUCUACCAGAUCUCGGCCAGUGACCUGCAGAGCCAGAACCUGGAGGUCAUCGUCAUCCUCGAGGGGGUGGUGGAGACCACCGGCAUCACCACCCAGGCCCGCACCUCCUACAUCUCCGAGGAGAUCCUCUGGGGUUACCGCUUCGUGCCGGUGGUCACCGAGGAGGACGGCACCUACUCGGUGGACUACUCCAAGUUCGGCAACCGCGUCAAGGUGGCGACCCCGCGCUGCUCCGCCCGGGAGCUGGACGAGAAGCCCUCCAUCCUGAUCCAGACCCUGCAGAGGAGCGAGCUCUCGCACCAGAACUCGCUGAGGAAGCGCAGCUCCAUGAGGAGGAACAACUCCAUGAGGAGGAGCACCCCGUCCCUCCUCAACAAAGUGCAGUUCUUCACCCCCAGCGACCCCGCCGAGCACUGAGCUCAAAUCAUUUCUCAGCGUUGGGGCGCGUUUGAUAUCUACACACUUGAGACCAGUUCACACUGUCUGACAAGGUCGUUAUUCUGAGAUCACAACAGAACGUUCAGCAUUAUAUAACGUAUACAUAUUUAUAAUUAUGCUAUGCAAUGUAUAUAUUAUAUCAUAGAAUUCCUACAAUGUGGACGAGUAACCCACCCAGACCCAUUACCUUAUCCUAUUAUCCUAUAUUUCCCCUGACUUAUGCACCUAACCUGCAUAUCCCUGAACACUACCAGCAAUUCAGCAUGUCCAAUCCACCUAACCUGCACAUUUUUGGACUGUGGGAGGAAACGAGAGCACCCAGAGGAAACCCACGCAGACACGGGGAAAAUGUGCAAACUCCACACAAUCGCCCGAAAAUGAACUCAAACUCUUGUCCCU